Molecule: messenger RNA, 356 nt
Organism: Dentiscutata erythropus
Lineage: Eukaryota; Fungi; Glomeromycota; Glomeromycetes; Diversisporales; Gigasporaceae
Source: the annotation of a GenBank genome assembly
AACUUGAAGCAUUAAACAAUCAAAAUUUAGAACCUAAGGCAUUGGACAAUCAAGAUAUAGAACUUGAAGUGUUAGCAGCAUAUAAUAGUACAGAUGAGCUUUCUGAUAUUGUUUUAUUUACUGUUGAUCUUUUUUCUCAUUACUAUUUUUGUUUUAGCUUUGAUAAUGUCGAAGAAUUUUCUAUAGGGAAAGCCUUUAAAAACUGGGAUCAAAAAGUCAAUUUUUGGUUCAAAAAUAAUAAAAAUCAUAUUGAAGUUAUUACUUUUAAUAACAAACAUAUUGAACAUGAAUUUAAUCUACUAGCAAGCCAGUUUGAUUUAAUGUUAUUCAAGUUAUCAAAAGAAAUUGUUAAAUAA